Messenger RNA from Mus musculus (house mouse), 1203 nucleotides. It is a transcript of the gene Rpl18, whose product is annotated as ribosomal protein L18. The transcript has 7 exons. Gene Ontology annotation, biological process: translation; cytoplasmic translation. The record is from RefSeq and is a predicted model, not a curated record. Bases 595 to 1161 code for a protein of 188 amino acids. Gene Ontology annotation, cellular component: cytosolic ribosome; cytosolic large ribosomal subunit; cytosol. Gene Ontology annotation, molecular function: structural constituent of ribosome. Lineage: Eukaryota; Metazoa; Chordata; Mammalia; Rodentia; Muridae.
AAACAAGCCCUUCCCAACAGAGUCAAUAAAAAGGGGUGUGGAGGAGUUCCUCAACCAACUCUCCAACGUUGGUAACAGAGAUAGAAACUGAGAUGAGUGUGAUGGUGUCCUGUAAUCUUAAAAACUAGGGAGGCUGAGGCACAAGCAUCAGGAAGUGCUAGAGCUGCCUCUGCUCUUAGAGCCAGUCGCGUGACACCUUGUGUCAAACAAACCCCAGAAAAUGAUCGACACAGGUGGAGACCAUUCUGGAAUGAACCAGGCUCGGGAGGCUCAUGGACUUACAAACUGAUUUGGACGACAGCCUUCCUGGAGGAAGAAUGAGAUUAACAUCCCAGGAAACCACCAUGUGACAAGACAGCCCCAGAAAGCAGCAUAGCCUCGGUUUACUCGGUCCUCCCACAUACCAUCGAGAAACCCAAAUUGUGGUAGAGCUCCGCGUCGCGCUCAUGUGACGUCACCCGUGCACCACAGAGACGCCAGUUCCGGAUAGAGUGUCCCGCAUUGCGUCACGAGUGCGUCUCGCAGGCCGCUCUUUCCCCGCCCACUCCGGCGCGGUUCCGUCUUUCCGGACCUGGCCGAGCAGGAGGCGCCAUCAUGGGUGUUGACAUUCGCCACAACAAGGACCGAAAGGUUCGGCGCAAGGAGCCCAAGAGCCAGGACAUCUACCUGCGGCUGCUUGUCAAGCUGUACAGGUUUCUGGCCAGACGGACCAACUCCACCUUCAAUCAGGUUGUGCUGAAGAGGUUGUUCAUGAGCCGAACCAACCGGCCACCUCUGUCCCUGUCCCGCAUGAUCCGAAAGAUGAAGCUUCCUGGCCGCGAGAACAAGACUGCCGUGGUUGUGGGGACGGUCACAGAUGAUGUGCGGAUUCUGGAAGUUCCCAAGCUGAAGGUGUGUGCACUGCGGGUGAGCAGCCGGGCCCGGAGUCGCAUCCUCAAGGCUGGGGGUAAGAUCCUCACCUUUGACCAGCUGGCCCUGGAGUCUCCCAAGGGCCGGGGCACUGUGCUCCUGUCUGGUCCUCGGAAGGGCCGAGAGGUGUACCGACAUUUUGGCAAGGCCCCAGGAACCCCACACAGCCAUACCAAACCCUAUGUCCGUUCCAAGGGCCGGAAGUUUGAGCGCGCCAGAGGCCGAAGGGCCAGCAGAGGCUACAAAAACUAACCCUGGAUCUUAACUGUUAAUAAAAAAAACAUUGGAUGAUGA